Zymoseptoria tritici IPO323 is the source of this 327-nucleotide messenger RNA. RefSeq lists its product as uncharacterized. NCBI's taxonomy places the organism in Eukaryota, Fungi, Ascomycota, Dothideomycetes, Mycosphaerellales, Mycosphaerellaceae. The transcript has a single exon. The record is from RefSeq and is a predicted model, not a curated record. Bases 1 to 327 code for a protein of 108 amino acids.
AUGCUCGUGCUCGCAGCAAGCGCGCGUAUUUUCAUUCUUGCCUUCUUCAUUAUCACUACCCUCGGCAAGCAACAGACCAGGAAGCCGCGCGUCAUCUGCGCUCUCAAGAAGGACAACAUUUGCGUCAACUGGGCCGUCUACGGAGUUGGAAAAAUGAGCCAAAGCGAGCUCACAGCCGUGGAGGAUGACUGCCAGCAGAAAUGCAAGGACAAGGGCCAGGCCUGUGAAGCCAAGGUGGUCAGUGUAGACACAUGGAACUAUCGUUGCGUGCCGUUCUGCAAGCGCGAGGAGUGCCGGGAGGCUUUCAGUGGAAAGGUGGAGUUGUGA